This is a messenger RNA of Dimorphilus gyrociliatus, 1711 nucleotides long. Lineage: Eukaryota; Metazoa; Annelida; Polychaeta; Dinophilidae. The record is from the annotation of a GenBank genome assembly.
AUUAUGCGAUACACGCCAGCAGUCUGCCACUCUAUUCUCUGACAUUCUAGAGUAAUAUUAUAUGAAUAAGAAGAUUUUAACCGAAAUCAAGCAAAGUCUAUCAUUAAUUUUUGGUACAAAUUUUAAGAUUCUCUUCAUACUAUGCUUUCCGAAAAUACGGAAGCGUUGAUAACGUCUUCCCACGUCAACUCUACAGAAGGCGCGGAUACAUUAUUCACACAAGGUAUAUUAAUACAAAAUGGCCGCCUAUAGCGUUAUUUCGGCGCAUGCGCGAAACCUAGGAGUCAUCAAACAUGAGGAUAAUCUAUCACUGGAAACCAGCCCAUCGCCUACUCAAUAUCGCGAAUUGCCUGUUAUGAACGAUUUGCAUAAUUUUCCAAAUACAACUAACGACGACGAUCUUAGUGGAUACUUAAAUUUUAAAGAUCAGAAAGAUGAUAUUUCUAAUUUUUUGAUCCCUUCAAAUACUGAUAAUGGUAUCGAGACCCAAAUGAGUAUAACUGAAAGAUCCGGUAACAUGACAUUGAGCGAAGGUACCGAAGAAGCAAAUGGGAACAUACUUUGUUUUUCUGACGAGGAUUUUCGUGACGGUGUUCCCCGCAAAGCUAGAAAACAUUCACUUACUGAGAGUCCAUCUUCUUAUUCGUCUCCAACCUCUACUGCACUUAGUGACGAUUUUUACUGCGCAAGUUCGUCCAGUCAGUAUACCUUUACCCAAUUCGGUUCGAACGUCCAAGGAGCCUCCAAAUUCUUCACCAGUCCCACUUUAGUAAAAGACUCCAUAAGCGGUCCACAAUCGUCAUCUUUUGUAAGUGAACCUGAGCAGACCAAAACGAAAAUAAAGCAAUUGCAUUUAAACCAACCGAAUAUACCGCAUUCACAGGACGGUUGCAGUUUAGUAAUUCUUAGUCAACCCGAAAAACAACAUAGAGCACGUUAUCAGACGGAAGGUAGUAGGGGCGCUAUAAAAGAUAGAGAGGGCAACGGUUAUCCGAAAGUCAAAUUAAACGGUUAUACCGGUGGCGAUAAUCUCACUCUUCAAAUUUUUAUCGGUGUGGAUAGCGGAAAGGUCAAGCCGCAUGGUUUUUAUCAGGCAUGUCCCGUAUCGGGAAAAAACCAAGAACAUUGUGAAGAAAGAAACGUUGACGGUAAUUCCGUCAUUGAGAUGCCUCUAGAGGCGUCUAAUAAUUAUGAAGCUUUGGUUGAUUGUGUUGGAAUUUUAAAGUUAAGAAACGCAGACGUUGAGAAGAAAGUAGAUAAUAAGGCUAAAAGGAAAUCAACCAAAGCUAGACUAGUAUUCCGAGUGUCUUUUCAGUCAGCAGACGGCACUCAUUCUAUAACUCUGCAACAGACCUCAGAUGUAAUAUCUUGCACUCAACCUGCUGGUCAGCCUGAAGUGUGCAAGAAGAGUAUAUCAUCUUUACCGGUGGCUGGUAUUGGGGAACAAGGACACAGAGACAUGUUUAUUAUCGGAAAAAAUUUCGCAAAAGGUACUGUUGUUAAGUUUUUCUCUGGCGAUUGGUGUCAACAAGGAAAGAUCGAUUCUGAGUGUUUUCACCAGCACCACAUGGUCGUAACCGUUCCUGAAUAUGGUGAUCCAGAAAUAAAAGAACCUACAACGGUAACGAUGCAAAUUCAAAGUGGCGCAAGACACAGCGAACCGAUUCAAUUCACUUUCUUGCCCAGUAAGUCGUUUGUAUUUGAUUUGUAG